This is a messenger RNA of Prunus armeniaca (apricot), 267 nucleotides long. NCBI's taxonomy places the organism in Eukaryota, Viridiplantae, Streptophyta, Magnoliopsida, Rosales, Rosaceae. The record is from the annotation of a GenBank genome assembly.
AUGCAUACAGAAGGGGCUGAAAUGGAACAAGAAGUACCCAGUGAUAGAGUGGGAGCCUUCCCAGCCAUGGAAGUUGAAGGCACUGAAAUUGAGACUUCAGUUGGGGACAAACAAGUGCAGCAACAACCUGACAAGGUUCCUACUUAUGAAGAUGUGAAGGUUCCUAGUCUUGAAGAUGCCAACCUUCCUACUCCGGAAGAUGGGGAUGGGUAUAGAGUUAUUUUGAAAAAACUUUUAAAAUUGUUAGAGGAUUGGAAGAAGACAUAA